GUGUCCCCAUUGACCUCUUCUUCAUAAUGAUCUAUACGAUAACGAUCAAGCAAUUCUGUUUUCCCAAAAUUAUUCAAUUAAAAUCUGUUCUAUCUUCCCCGCCAAAUCAAUCCCACGAAGAACCCUAAUCACUUCAACCCAAAAACCCAAUCUUCUCUAAAUUCAUUAAUGGAAGAUGCAAAAUCAACCGAUGAAGACGACGAAUUCCUCGACGCUUCCGAUGAAUUCCCUUUCUACGAUUGCCCAGAUACUCCCGAUGAUUCUCCUUCAACCUCUCAAUCCUCACAUUCUCUCUCCUCUUUCCCCAAUUCAAGUGUCUCAGCAGCAGGUCUCUGCCGUCGCAAGUCUCUGAGAAAUCGAAAAUUAAAUAAUUUUGAGAGUAACACCCAGAAAUUGGAUUCAGAUACCGAAUUGACGUCGGAAACCGUCGAAAAUGAGAGUUCUACGGUCACUACCGACGAAAAACCAGAAAAAUCGACGGCGCCACUGUCGCCGCCGGCGAAGGAGGUGGUGAGGAAGAGGGAAAAUGAUGAUGGGCAGUUAAGUUCAUCCGCGGCGACAGCGAGGGAGAGGGAAAAUGAUGAUGGGCAGUUUAGUUCAUCGGCGGCGGAGGCGGUGAGGAAGAGGGAAAAUGAUGAUGGGCAGUUCAGUUCAUUGGCGGCGACGGCGAGGGAGAGGGAAAAUGAUGAUGGGCAGUUUGUUUCAUUGGGUAUUCUUGCUGAAUUGUUAAUUAAAGCAAUUGGGUUUCAAUUUAAUUUGUUGAUUAAUGUUAUUAGUUUCCCUUUUUGGGUACUUUAUUAUUCUUGCUUGUUUGCUUUGAAUCCAUUGCUUAUAAUUGGGCUUGGUAAGGGUUAUUUGAUUGGAAAAUUAACUAAAUGGUGGAAUCUUGUUGGUGAUACAUUGAGUCCAUAUAUGUCUGAAUGGUUGAAUGAGCAUAAAUCAUGGUUGAAGCUCGUGUUGCGUUGCGGUUGGGGAUUGUUUUGGUCAGUUUAUGUGUGCUCCAUUUUAGUGGGUUUGUUGAUUGGUGCAUUUGUGAUUGGUGGGUUGAUGAUGAGAUAUUGUUUUGUUGAAGAGCCAUUCCUGUUGAAGCAGGGAUUGAAUUUUGACUACACGAAAAGCAAGCCGGUUGCUUUCGUGCCUAUUAUUAGUUGUCCGAUUGAAGAAUGGAGGGACAAAUAUGAGGAUGUUAAUGCUGUUGGAUAUGCCAGGGUUAUACCUCCAAAUCAUAAGUUGCAGGCUACUGUUACCAUGGUUUUGCCAGAGUCGGAUUAUAAUAGAAAUCUGGGAGUCUUUCAGGUGAGGGUAGAAUUCCUAUCGGAAAAUGGUAAAACCCUUGGCAGUUUCAGCCAUCCAUGCAUGUUGGAAUUUAAAAGCCAGCCGCUUCGCCUACUGUUGACAUUUUUCAAGAUUGUUCCUCUUGUUGCUGGUUAUCUGUCCGAGACCCAAACUUUGAAGUUGAAGUUCAGUGGGUACAAAGAGGGGGUCAUUCCUACUGCUUGUUUGAAGAUAACAAUGGAACAAAGAGCAGAAUUUCGGCCGGCAGCUGGUAUCCCUGAAGUAUAUGAUGUGUUUGUACAUCUGGAAUCUAGACUUCCAUUCUUUAAACGUAUCCUAUGGUAUUGGAGAAGAACUUUAUUUGUUUGGCUCAGUAUGAUAGUGUUUACAAUGGAGUUGCUGUUUGCUCUUGUAUGCUGCAGACCUGUAAUAUUCCCAGGAGCAAGAACAAGAAGUAAUGUAAAUAGAAGAAACGCUCCUUAUACUCAUUCAACUCAACGAUAGCACUCUUACUUACACACGAAUACACGAUCAAUUCAUUUUUAUUAUCGGUUUGAUGAUAUUGUUUGCUGAUUGUAUUAUGUAAAAGCAGUUCAUACGGAAACUUUGUCCAUUCAUUUGUAGACAUCUUAUUUCCUACUGUGUAAGGGUGGGUGCGUUAGGGAUUUGUUUGUUGACACAGUAGUAGUCACUUGUCAGUUGUCACAGUAUUCAUUAGUAGAUUACCAUUGUAGAGAGUUCCAUCUGGUAGAAUAACGGCACAGGCUUUGGUUCACACUUCUGUUCCACUUCUUAGUAUUGGAUGUUUUAAAUGGUGUAGUUUCAGAUUUCACUUCAUGGAAGUGCUGAAAGAAUUGUGAAUGAAUUGGGAGUUUGGGCCAA
This is a messenger RNA of Chenopodium quinoa (quinoa), 2157 nucleotides long. Its product is annotated as seipin-2-like. Lineage: Eukaryota; Viridiplantae; Streptophyta; Magnoliopsida; Caryophyllales; Amaranthaceae. The transcript is spliced from 2 exons. Gene Ontology annotation, biological process: lipid storage; lipid droplet organization. Gene Ontology annotation, cellular component: endoplasmic reticulum membrane. The record is from RefSeq and is a predicted model, not a curated record. Bases 169 to 1779 code for a protein of 536 amino acids.